ACCUGCUCGGCUCGCGCCGCCGCCGCCGCCGCCGCGCCGGCUGCCCAGGCUCCAGCUCCUGCCCCUGGCUGCGGGCUCCCGCCUCCCGCUCGCUGCCGCCGCCGCCGCCGUGUGAGUGAGUGAGUUGGGCUGCUCCAGCGGGGCUAACCCCUUCCCCCUGCCUGCGAGUCAGCCUGGCUACGAAUCACGUGUCCGCUGCCUGAGGCAGAGACUAGAGAGGAGGGGAGGGGGGGGAAGCGCCUCAUUCCUUCUUCCACCGCCAUACUGUAUUUUAUAGUAACUCAUUUUUAUUCCUCUCUUUUACUCCCGCUCGGUGAGUACCUUUCCGCUGACAUUCUUGUCCUCCUUUUUUUGUCCUGUUUUUUUCUUCCUUUUUUUAUUUUUCUUCUUUUUUUCUUCCUCUUUGAUUAUUGUUUCAAUGGAUUUGAUCCUUUUUCUGAUGACAAGUUUUUUGUUUUUGUUUUUUGUUUUGUUUUUUUCUUCUUCUUAGCAUGCGAUGGUUACUAAACUGUGAGCAAAAGGUGCUGCUGGGGCUGGGAGUCACUGGGAAUUGAGCAAUGCAAUAAAAUUAAGACUUACCAGUCCAGCAACAACAUAGAUAAAUUUACUAUCUCUAGAUCUAGAUAUGCAACUGGUUUUGUUAUGGCACGAGAAAAGAAAGCAAUGUGAAAUAUGCGUUUUUUAAAAGAUGAGGAAAAAAGGCAUGUUUCUAACUCUUUUGCAGAGGAUUUUUCCAGAUGUUGUUUUGAUGCUUUUUUUAAUUUUUAAUUUUUGGUAUAUAGAUGUGAAUUGCAAAUGCAUUUUACAGCAGUGUUUACAAAGAGUUUGUGAUCUUGCAAUACUGGUGCAGGCCACUGAGCAAGAUGUUAAUUUUAUUAUUUUUGGUUGUUGUUUCCUUUUUUGACACUCGGUGCAGUCAGCAGUUUUUUUCUUCUUUUUCUUUGAUGCCCGUUUAUAACGUGAAACUUUUCUUGCAGCUUGUUAGAGUUGAUCAUUUUUAAAUACUUUUUUCUCCUUAAAAAAAAAAAAGCCAAAAAAAAAAAAAGCCAAAGCAAUGAUCGUUACUUUUGCACAUUUGACUUUUUUAUUCUUUUACCGAGAUAAUUUUAUUAUGAUGAUUAUCAGGAUGAUGAUGAUAGAUAUGCACAUAUAUACAAAUAAAUACAUUUUAAAAUGAUGGCAGUGGAAGGUUUUCCUGGAGAAUGAAGUGCGGUUUGGUUUCCUUGUCAACGGAAGAUGAAGUGAACAACUGAACAUCUCCCCAGUGCAGGUACUUCAUCUCCUUGUAGGCGUUUCCACUCUUUGUAAAUUACAUUGUGGGAAUAAUAAUGAUUAUGAUUAAUAAUAAAAAUAUCUCAAUCCCUCGCUAAAUAUGUGUCCUCAAUGAAAUGAAGACGAAACUAAAUUAUCUGCCUCUUGAUCGCUCGGAUGUGUCCAAAAUACUGCGCUAAUUGAGCCUAGGUCGGUUAAACUGCGUGUGAUAGUUUAUGUACUAUCCUAGACAUGCGGGUAGCCAGCUGACAAACCUGAAUGGAACCGUGAGAUGCAAGUUAUGAGCAGGGACGCUUCUAGGGCUUAAAAAUAACGGAACUGGAUUGGUUAAAGCUAAGUGAGCCAACCAUGACCGGCAAAACACAGACCAGCAAUGUCACCAAUAAGAAUGACCCUAAGUCAAUCAACUCCAGAGUCUUCAUUGGCAAUCUGAACACAGCCAUUGUCAAAAAAGGUGACAUAGAGGCAAUCUUUGCAAAGUACGGAAAAAUAGUUGGCUGCUCAGUGCACAAAGGUUAUGCAUUUGUACAGUAUAUGAGUGAGAGGCACGCAAGGGCUGCAGUGGCAGGAGAGAAUGCCAGGAUCAUUGCAGGACAACCACUCGAUAUCAACAUGGCAGGAGAACCAAAACCAUACAGACCAAAACCUGGAAACAAGCGGCCACUUUCAGCCCUUUACAGACUUGAUUCAAAGGAACCUUUCCUGUCUGUUGGAGGUUAUGUCUUUGAUUAUGAUUACUACAGGGAUGAUUUCUACAAUCGAUUGUUUGAUUACCACGGUCGUGUCCCACCACCACCUCGUGCAGUGAUACCAUUGAAGCGCCCUCGUGUGACCAUGACAGCAACUCGUAGAGGGAAAGGGGUUUUUUCCAUGAAAGGGGGAUCACGAUCAACAUCUAGUGGGGCGUCUUCUUCAGGAUCCAAAUUAAAAUCAGAUGAGUUGCAAACAAUCAAGAAGGAAUUAACCCAAAUCAAAACAAAAAUUGACUCCUUGCUAGGGAGACUGGAGAAGAUUGAAAAACAGCAGAAGGCUGAAGCAGGGUAUGCUUUCCUUACAGAAGCUCAAAAGAAGCAAAUGGAAGAUAAUGCUGAGUUGAUCCAAGAGGAAUGCAUAUCAGAGAAUGCAGAUAACUCUACAGAAGAGCCUAUUGAAGUAGGGCCAGAUGCAGAUGGGGAUGGAGAAGAGAUGACUGAUGGAAUAGAGGAGGAUUUUGAUGAGGAUUGCAGCAAUGAGCUGUUUCUACAGAUCAAGUGAUGAGGUGUCAUGUGUGAGCCCCUUGGAGGCUGAGAAGAGAAACUGUGACUUCCCCUUUCCAGUCCCCCACAGAAAUGUGAACUGCGGUUUCUUACUGGCUAGCAACACCUUUGAUUCAAUUUGUAUGAAAACUCACUUUACUUAUUAAAAUGGACAUUAUUGUUCAAACCUUAGAAAUUUCAUUUCUUAUAUGUUCUAAGCUGUACAACUGUCAGAUUUUUAUGGUUUAGAUUGUAAAUGUGUUUUUCUCUGGCUAAUUAUUGGUAUUAUUUGUUUUUAAUUUUGAUGUCUUAAAGGCCAAGGUACUGUAUGAUAAUAAUAUGAAGGACAUAUUUAACAGGCGUGAGAGACACUGUAUACAAAUGUAUAUUUGUAAAAGCUAUUUUUAUGAUUAGCAUGUUUCACUGUUUAGCAUAUUUAAAGUCAGUUGAUAUUGCAUUUCUAUGUUUAUAGCUUAAUUCAAACACAGUCAUGUUAUGAUCAAAGACGUAUGAUCAGUCAUGUUGUGUGGUAUUUUUCAUUACUUUUCAUUAUAUUCAUAGUUUAAAAUAAUUAUGUUUACUAGUAGGGAUAAUAUUGAAAGGCAAAGUAAUAGUUCUGCUUUGUUCAUGCACUAUUUCACUGUAAUUGCUAAAAAGUGCAAAUAUGUCAAAUAUCAGAUCAAUUGAUAAACUAUAAAUUAGACCCACUUAUUAAUCCCUUUUUUUCAAACAAGCACUCUCUGUGAUGCCAUAGAUUAGCACAGUUAUUUCAUCUGUAUCUGUUACUGUCUCAAAGCAGUUUGUUGUUACCUUAUGGAACAGUUUACAUGCCAGUGAAUGUCCUAUCCAAACU
Chelonia mydas (Green sea turtle) is the source of this 3360-nucleotide messenger RNA. RefSeq names its product RALY RNA binding protein like (gene RALYL). The transcript is spliced from 9 exons. The record is from RefSeq and is a predicted model, not a curated record. NCBI's taxonomy places the organism in Eukaryota, Metazoa, Chordata, Testudines, Cheloniidae. Bases 1621 to 2526 code for a protein of 301 amino acids. Gene Ontology annotation, molecular function: RNA binding. Gene Ontology annotation, cellular component: nucleus.